Messenger RNA from Beta vulgaris subsp. vulgaris (sugar beet), 1412 nucleotides. RefSeq names its product protein FLX-like 3. The coding region runs from base 310 to 1104 and encodes 264 amino acids. The transcript is spliced from 4 exons. Lineage: Eukaryota; Viridiplantae; Streptophyta; Magnoliopsida; Caryophyllales; Amaranthaceae. The record is from RefSeq and is a predicted model, not a curated record.
UUCUUCCCAUUGAGUUUCAUAGAGGGGGCCAAACAAAAUAUUUUCUUUCCUCCUUCAACGUGUUUUUACGCGAUCCAUACCUGUCGUGACGCCAGAGCCCGCAGCCGCAUCUGAUACCAAGCCACGUUGAGGCGUUGAUCAUACUCUAUAGUCUCUCUAUUCAAUCAAAUUUGGGUAAAACCUGGAAGAAAAACAACAUUCUUCUUUUUUUUUCCUGCCCGUUUUACUUUCUCCCUUCGUCUCUCCUAAUUAUAGUGCUCAGGUUGAAAACCUAAAAACUUUGCGGAUUCUGUGCUUCUCUUCUCUUUCAUGGCAGGGAGAAACCGUAUACCUCGCCAUCCUGCUGAUUUUCAUGAAUUAAGAGAUGGCCCUAUGCCAUUUUUAAACAGAGGAUCAGGACCUGUUCCUGUUUAUCCUGUGGCUCUAGAGGAAGAAGUUGAAAUUCAACACGAAGAAAACCAGAGGAUUGCUGCUGAAAAUCGGCAUAUGCUUCAUGAUAAUGUGAAUCUUGAAAGAGACCUGGUAGCUGCUAAAGACGAAAUUCACAGAUUGGAUGAGUUCAUAAGAAAACUUCGUGCUGACAAUGAUGUUAAUUUUAGGGAAUUGAUUGAGAGGGGUUUAAAGCUGGAAGCUGAUUUACGAGCCGCUGAAUCUAAUAGAGAAGAAGUGCUGCGUCUAAGAGCUGAAACUCAGAAAUUGAAUGUUAUGAGACAAGAUUUGACUGGUCAAAUUCAAGGUCUCAGUCAAGACAUAGCUCGAUCGCGCUCUGAGAAUAAGCAAUUGAGUGCUUUAAGAGCGGAUGUAGAUGGAUUCCGCAAUCAACUAACUGAAGCCAGGAGAGCUUUGGAAUAUGAGAAAAAAUCAAAUGAGGAGCAGGUUGAGCAGAAGGAUGCUAUGGAGAAGAAUGUGAUGUCAAUGGCUCGUGAGGUUGAAAGGCUACGAGCAGAAAAGCUGAGCAUGGAUAGGAGAGGUCAUGGACUUGGUAGUGGGAGUGGCUACACAAUGUACAAUGGAGUCCCAGAUAUGAGGUAUCCAGGUGGGGGGCCUUCUGCUGAUGGGUUUGGUGGAGCUUGGCUCCCUUACGCUAAGCGCCCCAGACGUUGAACUCCAAUGAAGAUGUGCUACAGUUUCAGUAGAAGGGAAAAAGGAAGGGGGGGGGGGGGAGUAUGCCAGGACUGGAUGUACCUUUACUUAAUACGGGUGUAAUCAACUAAUUUAAGCCUCGUAUCCUGACAAUGGUUGAAGCAGUAAGAUCGGCCUUUUAGCAAAGAAAGGGAUACACAUUACUACAUUAGCCUAUGCCUGUUUCUCUGCUUCAUGAUUGUGCAGUUGCUUAAUUCUAUUUAUUCGUCUUUUGUAUACUUGAGUAGUGUGGAAAUUGGAAAGUGCACGAAAGUGUUAAAACGUACUCA